AUGGAUCCGCGCAUUCCCGGAGGCUUCAAUGCGCGCGAGGCGCAGAUAGUGGUCGACACUCUUCGCAAAGAGGUGUUCAUGGAAUUUGCAUGUAGUGAAGGAUAUGAGCCGUAUCUCGGCAAUUGAGACGCACUACCACAUAGGGGGCGUGUGCCCCGAGCCGCCGCCACCGCCGUUUCACCGAGGGCCCAUGCUGCCUGUGGACCCGGCCGAGCUGUGCAUCCUGUACAAGGGCACAUGCGGAGACCUGGAAGCCGGAGGCCGCUGCGCCUACCUGCGCAAGCGGUGGGCGUCGCCGGUGGCGUCCCGCUGGCCCCGCCCGCCCUCGGUCAACGCAUCGUACGCGUGGCCCUGGCACCUCAGCCCGUCCGUAAACGACAAGCACUUCCGGAAGGCGUUGGAGACGCGCCGGAUCUUCUUCCGCCUCUCCGACGACCAUCCAAACAUCGGGCCU
Messenger RNA from Gryllus bimaculatus (two-spotted cricket), 454 nucleotides. The record is from the annotation of a GenBank genome assembly. Lineage: Eukaryota; Metazoa; Arthropoda; Insecta; Orthoptera; Gryllidae.